GCUCUGAGUGUGACGUGUAGGACCUCCUCCUCCGACACACAGCAGCAGUAAUGGCGGACUACGACAGCUACGAUGAGCGGGACCGGGCCUACGGCAGCUUCGGCGGCGGCAGAGGGCCCCGUGGCGGCGGCGGUCCCGGAGGCCCCAGGAAGCAGAAGGAGCUGCCAUCAGAGCCUCCGUUCACGGCGUACGUCGGAAACCUGCCGUUCAACACAGUGCAGGGAGACAUCGACAUCAUCUUCAAAGAGCUCAACAUCCGCAGCGUCCGGCUCGUCAGAGACAAAGAGACAGACAAGUUCAAAGGUUUUUGUUAUGUCGAGUUUGAAGAUUUGGAAUCUCUAAAAGAAGCUUUGGCGUACGACGGCGCUUUGCUAGGUGAAAGGUCACUGAGGGUGGACAUCGCAGAGGGACGAAGGCAAGAGCGAGGAGGAGGCGGCGGCUUCGGCUUCAGGAAAGACGACGGUAGAGGACGAGGAGGUGCUCGAGGAGCUCCCAGAGGAGGAGGAGGACGUGACUACCGCGACGACUACGACCAGCAAGGAGGAGGUUUUAGAGAUGACGACUACAUGGGGGGGCGGAGUCGAGGCGGCGGCAGUCGCCCUGGCGACAGAAGGGGGGGAGGCGGAGGCGGAGGAAUGGGUCGCUUCAGAGAUGGGCCACCUCGCGGAGGAACGACAGACUUCAGAGAACCGUCGGAAGAGGAGCGUGCACAGCGGCCUCGCCUGCAGCUGAAGCCUCGGACCGUCUCUGAGCCGCUCAACCAGGUCGCAAACCCAAACUCCGCCAUCUUCGGCGGAGCUAAACCACGAGAGGAGCUCUGACUCAUUUAAACCACCAACAGCUGACCAGAUGGUGGCGCUAACACGCCGCCUCUCCAACAGAAAAGAAGAAAAUUAAAGGUUUUUGUGCCGUUUGUUGUUUCAGUGUGGAUCAUGUGGAAGCCGACUCCCAAGAAAAUGUUGUAAAAUUGAUGAAAAGUCCAAAUAAAUGUUGUACGAUGAUGUUCACGUUUUGGCUUUUAAUGGAAACAAACUUAAACCUUCAUCUUGUAUUUUUCCCGGUUGGAACCAGCUGCCGUAGGACAGACCUGGACACCCAACAGUCCGGAUCGGGUCUCAGUGUGGAUCGGGUCUCGGUUGGGGAUCGGGUCUCGGUGGGGAUCGGGUCUGGGUCUGUAGAGGUUCAGGACUUGUCUGUCGGUGGUUUUUUUGGUUCUCAGUCCGCGUCGCUUCCAGAAUGUUUGUCGCUAAAAAGCAGUUUAUUAGUUUUUCCGGACAUUAAAUGGAGAAACGGUUUCUUACUGUAUGAUAGAAUAAAAACAGCUGUUUGACAUUUUUGUUCUUUUCCCUUCACUGUUUAUGGCAAUAAAACUGUAUCAUCGUA
Molecule: messenger RNA, 1383 nt
Organism: Thunnus maccoyii (southern bluefin tuna)
Lineage: Eukaryota; Metazoa; Chordata; Actinopteri; Scombriformes; Scombridae
Gene: eif4h
Product: eukaryotic translation initiation factor 4h
Exons: 8
Coding region: 51-821 (256 amino acids)
Molecular function (GO): RNA binding
Source: RefSeq, a predicted model, not a curated record